This is a messenger RNA of Boleophthalmus pectinirostris (great blue-spotted mudskipper), 1770 nucleotides long. Its product is annotated as zinc finger protein 470-like. Gene Ontology annotation, cellular component: nucleus. Gene Ontology annotation, biological process: regulation of transcription by RNA polymerase II. Gene Ontology annotation, molecular function: RNA polymerase II cis-regulatory region sequence-specific DNA binding; DNA-binding transcription factor activity, RNA polymerase II-specific. The transcript has 2 exons. The coding region runs from base 166 to 1440 and encodes 424 amino acids. NCBI's taxonomy places the organism in Eukaryota, Metazoa, Chordata, Actinopteri, Gobiiformes, Gobiidae. The record is from RefSeq and is a predicted model, not a curated record.
CUCUGUUUCUCCUGAGGUGGUCAAGAGCGACUCUGUUUCUCCUCGGAGAGAAGAGGACAAAAAGGCUUCAUCAAAUGAGCACAGAAACAUUUAGAAGUUGUGUGAAGUUCUCCUGAUUUCAACAAAAAGACGACUUCCUUUUGAGCUACAAGAUCCACCAACAGAAUGACCUUCACAUGUGACCAGUGUGGAAAAGUGUUGGCAAAUGCUUCUGAACUGAAAAAACACUACAGAACUCACACAGGAGAAAGACCAUACGAGUGUGAUCAGUGUGGGACGGGAUUCAAACGAUCAAAUCAUCUUCAUCGACAUAUGAGAAUCCACACAGGAGAGAAACCGUACGAGUGUGACCAGUGUGGGAUCCAAUUUAGACACUCUAGUCAUCUCCAUCGGCAUAUGAGAAUCCACACAGGGGUAAAACCUUACACGUGUGAUGUUUGUGAGAAGACAUUUUCACGGUCAGGCACCUUAAAAUCACAUAUGAGAGUCCACACUGGAGAGAAACCAUUUGAAUGUGACGUUUGUGAGAAGACAUUUUCACGGUCAGGCACCUUAAAAUCACAUAUGAGAAUCCACACAGGAGAGAAACCGUAUGAGUGUGACCAGUGUGGGGUCCAGUUUAGACAGCCUAGUGCCCUCCAUCAACAUAUAAGAAUCCACACAGGGGUAAAACCACACAGAUGUGAUGUUUGUGAGAAGACAUUUUCACAGUCAGGCAAAUUAGAAUCACAUAUGAGAGUCCACACUGGAGAGAAACCCUACAGAUGUGAUGUUUGUGAGAAGACAUUUUCAGAUUCAGGCACCUUAAAAUUACAUAUGAGAGUCCACACUGGAGAGAAACCGUAUGAGUGUGACCAGUGUGGGGUCCAGUUUAGACAGUCUAGUGCCCUCCAUCAACAUAUGAGAAUACACACAGGGGUAAAACCAUACAGAUGUGAUGUUUGUGAGAAGACAUUUUCACUGUCAGGCGACCUAAAAUCACAUAGGAGAGUCCACACUGGAGAGAAACCGUACGAGUGUGACCAGUGUGGGAUAAGAUUUAGAGACUCAAGUACCCUCCAUAAACAUAAGACAAUCCACACAGGGGUAAAACCACACAAAUGUGAUGUUUGUGAGAAGACAUUUUCACGGUCAGGCUCCCUAAAAUCACACAUGAGAGUCCACACUGGAGAGAAACCAUACAGAUGUGAUUUUUGUGAGAAGACAUUUUCACACUCAGGCUCCCUAAAAUCACAUAUGAGAAUCCACACUGGAGAGAAACCGUACAGAUGUGACCAGUGUGAGAAAACUUUCUCUCGAUCUUCCAGUCUCAAUACACACAUGAGAGUUCACUUCUGGCACAGACUAUACGAGUGUGACCAGUGUGAAAAGUUCUUCAGAACAUCCCAGGAACUGUCCAGUCACUACCGAACGCACACAGGAGACGAACCAGACGACUGAAGAAAGAGGGAAGGAUUUGGGGUCUGUGGGGAAAGGAGAAAGAGCUGCUGAGGCCGGAUCAAGUGAGCCUAAAGUCAGACUCAAGAAGCUGGAGAUCAGGCUUCAGAGACUCCAGACUGUGGAGUUGGCCGAUGUGUAGUGUCAAAAAUACAAGUGUUAAAUGACACGUUAAGAUGUUUUUCUUUCCAUCCAUGUUUGUUCAUCUGUUCUUUGUUGUAUUGUUUUUAAACUUUGUGCGUUUAGUCUUGUUUGACUGCACUUCCUGAAAUUAAAAUUCCAGUUCCCUUAAUUAAAAUAUUAAAAUGAGAAAAUAAAAUCUGUGUUUUUGUU